GUGCACAAAUUUAUAGCGUCUUUUUGAGUAAUUUUGUGCAGCAUACGCUUGCUUGUGCUUAAACGAAAUAAGAUCAAUUUUAACAUCGAAUUUAUAUGUUAAAGUAGCCUAACACAAGAUGGGAGAUCAUAAAACGCUGUUCAAAUCGCAAUCGAUUGCACUAAGUCCUGUCAAUCACAAUAAGAUCAACCGGGAACGUCAGCGCGUCGCACGAACAAAAAAGCGCGAAGAAUGCUUUCAAAAUAAUCGCGUCAUUGAUGUGAGUCCAACGCCAAUGAAAAAGUUUCCAGCAAUGCCAGCGCAGUCUCAAUCGAUUGCCGGCCAAGAAAAUGUCAAUCCGCAGACAUUUGCGUCACGCAAAGAGCUUUAUAUGCAGCGUUUUAUGAAAUGGAAGGCGGAAAAUCGGGAGAAGCGGGAGAAGCAGCUGGCAAAAGCACAAAAGCUGCAUCAGCCACAGGAUGCAGCGGCAGCAGCAGCAGCACCAGCUGUAUUUCCGCCACAAAAACGACGCUCAUUAUACAUUGUUAUAGAUCCGAAAACAAGCAAGUCGACGGAUAUAAAAAGAUUGCCUGUGGCGCCAUCUGUUGGUAAAGCCAUAACAUUGCAACAAGCGCCAGCAGCGAAGCAAGCAACUGGAGGAGCAGUGAAACCGAAGGCGACUACGACUGCUGUGAAGCAGCCAGCUCCAGCUGCAGCGAAACAACCUCCUCCAGCUGUAGUGAAGCAACCUCCUUCAGCUACAGUGAAACAGCCUCCUCCAGCUGAAGCUAAGUCCACUUCUGGAGCUGUACUAAAGCCAAAGACUCCAACGACUGCAGUAACGCCGGCAGCUCCUCCAAAGAAGCCCCCCUCGCAGCCUACAUCCUUCAAACGUGUGGCAGCAACUGCAGCUGCAGCUCUGGCCAUUCAAAAACCCACAACGAGUGCCAAAAAACCAGAAACCAAACAACCAGCGACUGCUACAAAAUCUGUGCCUGUCAAGCCUACAACAGCUUCUUCUGCCGUCAAGCCGCAUUCAAGCACAGCAGCAAAAACAACUCGGCCUAGGAAUUUAAUGACACAACCUUUUGAUAGACCGGCAAACGCUGCCAAGAUUGUCAAACCUAUACGAGCAGGCGGCGCUCCAGGAAAAUUCAAGUCGACAGCGCCACAAAAAUCCACAAAAGCUUUAGGAAUGUCGGAUCAUUCAAGGGUCAUAAAGCUCAAGAAAGCAGCUCCAACGCACAGCAAACAAAAGUUAAUGGAUAAAAUGCCAAAUCUGAAGAAGGAGCUGCUGCAAAUCGCCACGGAUGAACCGCUGCCUGAAACGCCUAUCGAUGCGGAGAGCAACGAGAAUCCCUUCCAGGCCCAGGCCACAUCCACACAUUGCAAGGGCAACAGUUGCAGCGAGGAUCUGCUGGAGGCUUACCGGGAUUUGACCAAGCUUAGUCCAGUCAUGUGCACUGCAACUCCUAAAACUGUUGGUUCAACCGUCAAAAGGCAAUUGAUUCCUCCCCCCGCAGAGGCAGAGGCGGAAUCCAAGCAGAAACCUAAAUUCAAUUUUGUGCGCUACUCGGAGGGAUUUGCGAUGUUGGACUCACCAACAUCUCCGGCGGAAGAAACCGUGAUUCCGGCAGCAACAGCAGCAGCAGUUGAGGACAAGACAAUGCUGCCACAGACGCCGCCACAGAGUUCCUCCAACAGCAAGACGACCAACUAUCUGAGUCCAUUUGUGAGCGUUUCGCGUGGCAAGGUGAACUCGCAGACGGAGCGCAGGAAGCGGGACAGCAUGUACCUGCAGGAUGAGGGAGCCAAGGAAGCAGAGACGCCUGUUGCCCUGCGUCGCACUCUGGAUGCCGUGAAUUACUUCCGGUUGCAGCUGCAGAAUGAAAUACAGCGACUUCAUUCACUCUGCGAUGAGUGGAAUUUGUAUUCCAAGGAGAAUGAAGCGAUGCUCGUGGAGACUGGGGGCAAGGAUAUGAUUGAUGCGGCCAUUGGACAGACCAAGCUGUUGACUAGCAAGAAACUAAUGCAGUUCAGCAGUCUCAUUGAUCGCUGUGAGUCGGGAGCCACUGGCGUGGGAUUACGUCCAAACGAUGGCAGUGAGGAGACCAAACCAGUGUUGGCCGAGGAUCUGCAGGGCUGGUGGGAUAUGAUCAAUUUGCAGAGUGAUAAUGUGGACAAGCGCUUUGCUAACCUGGGUCGCUGGAGAGCCAAUGAGUGGCAGGAUCCAGAUGCGUUGGAGAAACCAAAACCCAAAGUCAAAGUGACAGCGAAGGGAUCAAAGGCGCCCAAGACAAAGCCAGCCGCCAAGGCGAGCAGCAAUUUAAGAAGCUUUCUACGCAAGGCAAAGGCAGAGCAGCGAAAGAAUCAGGAGGAGCAAGAUAAGCAACUGACUGACUCACCCACACGUCGUAUUAUUGUGGUACGCGAUCGCAAGUCUUUCUCACCCGCACGGACUGUGCUUCGUCUGUCUAUUGGCAGCGGCAGUCGUCCGUCUAUGGCAGGAAAUGGCUUAUUGAAAUCCGCAAUUAUGGGUGCAGCUGAGCAGAAGUCACGACAGCAGACGCCUCCAGCUUCCUCGUCCGUCACUGAGACUCCCAGGCGCAUGUCCAUUUUGAAGACGCCAGGAACCAAGAAACGCGAACCCAGCACAACUCGUGGUGUUAUGUUUAGUGCCAAGAAAAGUGUGCGUCGUUUUCAGUUUGCCGUCGAGGAAGGCAAUAUAAGCGGAGAUGAUGAUGUGCUUGGCAUUGACAAGCUGGAGGACUGUGAGGAGGACAUGUCAUUGGAGAAGAACUCAUCCCAAACUAAUAAAACAGUUCAAGCAGCUAUUGAUAAUGAGAAAACACCGGAGCAUAUGUUACGCACAUGUCAAUUGCGAAGUCGUAAAGUGAGAAUUAGGCCGUCACAUGAGUUUAUGUAGUUUUAAAUAAUUUACAAUUAAUAUUAAUUGAUUACUUAAUUGUCAUUUGUAUCUUUCUUAAUGUAGAAAAGUUUGCUGUUUUAUUCUGUUACUUAAAUUUAUUUUGGAAAAUUAUCUGAAGUAGUAUCUAAUUUCUAUGUUUGUAAGCUUAAAUUGUUUCAUAAUAAAGUAUAAAAUUAAAAGGCGUCAAGUUCAAA
Drosophila innubila is the source of this 3102-nucleotide messenger RNA. It is a transcript of the gene mars, whose product is annotated as guanylate kinase-associated protein mars. Gene Ontology annotation, cellular component: nucleus; cytoplasm; spindle pole centrosome. Gene Ontology annotation, biological process: centrosome localization; signaling; mitotic spindle organization. NCBI's taxonomy places the organism in Eukaryota, Metazoa, Arthropoda, Insecta, Diptera, Drosophilidae. The coding region runs from base 119 to 2905 and encodes 928 amino acids. The transcript has 2 exons. Gene Ontology annotation, molecular function: microtubule binding. The record is from RefSeq and is a predicted model, not a curated record.